UGUGACGUCAGAGGAUCAUUUGCAUACUGCGCAGUAUUUAAAGUGUGAUUGACGCUGCAGUCGUCACUCUGCUUCUGCGCCAACGGGACGUGCAUCUUAUAACUUAAUUUAGCUGAGCUGAAACCCAGACCAUCUGCAGACAUGUCUGACAAACCUGACGUCUCGGCAGUCGAAAGCUUCGACAAGAGCAAGCUGAAGAAGGCAGAGACCGCAGAGAAAAACACACUGCCAACCAAAGAAAUCAUCGAACAAGAGAAGGCGUCGGGACAAUGAAGACCAGUCCUGUGCACUGUACAUUCCACAAGCUUUUGCCUUUUUUUUCCCUGUUCCAAUAUGUAUUUCAAGUUUGAGGUACAAAUUGCCGAAACUAUGUAAAACUGUACAGUAAGGAAGUGUGGCUGAUGUCAGGAUGUUGCACUGGAUGCAUCGUUGGUGUUGCGUCUAUCAAGCAGAUGUGUCAUGAGGGAUCUACACUCUGAUUUGUACCCCUUCUCUGGCCAGUUGUGAAUUCUCACAUAAUGUUUUGUAACAAAAUCUGGAAUGCACAAGUUUGUUAAAUAUGCAAAAUAAAAAAUGUAAACUGA
This is a messenger RNA of Perca fluviatilis (European perch), 584 nucleotides long. RefSeq names its product thymosin beta 4 X-linked (gene tmsb4x). Gene Ontology annotation, molecular function: actin monomer binding. Bases 142 to 273 code for a protein of 43 amino acids. NCBI's taxonomy places the organism in Eukaryota, Metazoa, Chordata, Actinopteri, Perciformes, Percidae. The record is from RefSeq and is a predicted model, not a curated record. Gene Ontology annotation, biological process: actin filament organization; regulation of cell migration. The transcript is spliced from 3 exons. Gene Ontology annotation, cellular component: cytoplasm.